GCGCGCUCCGACACGCCACCGUACGUAGCGUGCUUCGUUAAUCGACGGAAGAUCGCGCACCGUGAUUACACGCUGAGGAAAGUUGAAACGUGCGCGAAUCCCUGAGCUCAAGUAACAGUCGAAGAUUGAACGGUGAGAGAGCUCGAGACCUAGUGAAGCUGAGCCGUGAUCCUCAUUGAGGGGAACGAAAGAGAGAAAAGUAGGAAAGAAGCUACCCGUCGCGAGGAUUCUUGUUUUCCAAGUGUCCGUCUGAUCCUGACGGAUGAGAGCCCAGUGACAGGAGACUGAGAAAGACGCGAGCAGUGAGACUGACGUGGCUGCAGCUAGUUAGGGGUAGCUAGUAUGUAACCGCGUGCACCGAGUCUGAUUCCGGUGACUAGUUCGCUGAGGACGCCGGGUGCUUAAGUGGCGAUUGCAUUGCGGUGACACGAACUGCGAUAAGCACGUCAGACCAGGCCAGUAAUAAGUGAGUUUCACUUGCAGUGAGAUGAUAGCGUCCUCAACCGCCGUCUGGUACACGAGGCCGGACGGUAACCGCGGCAGGUGUCUGACCCGGCACGAGCUCUAGGGCAACGAUACGAGUGGAUCGGCCGACACGAGGACCAGGCAGGGCAGAGUGGAGCAAACGUUGGAAUCAGUUGUUUCUUUAAACGAACAUUCGAAUCGGAGAAACGGGAUAAAUAGAAAGCAGGUGGUAGAAAGAACAGCUGAAGGGGGAUAGACAGGAAUCUCUGUCACUUGCACAGCUGAUCGCCGAUAAACAUGAGAGUGCUGAGUAACGCGACUUUGUUCCUUUAAUGCGACCAGACGAUCGAAUCAUCCUCGUGUGCUAGAGUUCUUCUCGUGGCCACGAUUCGCUGACAGCAAGACGGUUCACUGACAACAACAUGGCAUGUCCUUUCGCGCGAGGUAUCUUGAAGGCGAGCUGUGACGAGGCAGAGGACAAUGGGCGACAAAGGAUCAGCAAAUUGGGACGAGACGACGGUGGCAAGUCCAGACAGUCGUCGUUUGAGUUCACGUCGUUGCUAAUGGGAGAAGAAACCGAGGACGCAGAGGACACGCAGACCCUGAACCUCAAACACCUGACGGAAGCUGUGCUGGUGCUGACAAACCCACCGGACGAGGCGGUUGCCGAGGCACUGGAGGCCCUCUUGAUUAAAGGCCCGAAAGUAUUUUGUUUUGCUCGAUAUUUCAGUAAGGCGAUGCUGUGCAACUUCUACGAGGAAAACUGUAGCUUACUGGAGGAAAUUUACGAGACGAUAAAUCUUCACUAUGACGUAAACGCGAGCAUGUUCUACGAUGAGCUUGGCCAGGAGCUAAUUUUCACCCCUUGCGUGGGUCUGCUGGAACGAGCGUUCCGUUGCCUCGGGAACGAUCUCACGGCCUUCCUCACCACUUUGGACGGCGUGAACGACGUGGUCCAACAUCAGGCUGGGUUCGUGGGGGAAGCCGAGUUCGUCUGCAUCGCAACGCCGAAAGAGAUCGAGCUCCAUUUCACCACUGAUCGCCCGUUUGUGGCCUAUCUGAUGGUAGGCAGUCUGAAGGGCAUUGCUAGACGGUUCUACGACGACGAUGCGAACGUGUACGUUCUGCGUGAUCCCUACAACUCGAAAUUUUUUAGGUAUUACAUCACACCAAAACGCUAUAGCGAGCACUUUGUCGAUCCAGAAAUCGAUGGUAAUCUCGACACAGUCGCGUCCUUGUUCCGUCCACUGUCAACCAAGGCCACGGAUCUCAGCAUGGGGGUGGCGAGCUUCUGCAAAGCCUUCCCAUGGCACUUCGUGGUCGACCGGCAAUUAGAGCUGGUGCAGCUGGGGGUCGGAUUCAUGAGGAUUUUCGGGCAUCAUCUGAACCGAUUGGGCAGAGAAAUAUCGACGUACUUCGCAUUUACACGGCCACGCGGCGUCACUCUGACCUUUCACGAGAUACUGAAGCGCGCGAACACACCUUUUGUGCUCACCCUCCAGAGACCUCAAGGCGUCGAUAAAUAUCCCGCGGAGGGUUUAGAGAUGAAGGGUCAGAUGGUCCAUUGUCCUGAAUCGGAUUCCAUCCUAUUCGUGAGCUCACCAUUCCUGAACGGCUUGGAAGGAUUAACCGGCCGAGGACUUUUUAUUGACGCCACGAGAGACGUCAUCUUGGUGGGGGAACAGGCCAGGGCACAGGAUGGUCUGAGGAGACGGAUGGAUAAGUUGAAAAGCUCCAUAGAAAAGGCAAAUCUAGCUGUAUCUGCGGAGAGAGAAAAGAAUGUGAGCUUGCUUCAUCUUAUAUUCCCUCCAGAUAUAGCGAAACGUUUGUGGUUGGGAGAAACGAUCGAGGCAAAAACUUAUCCAGAGGUGACAAUGCUUUUCAGCGAUAUCGUGGGAUUCACGGAAAUUUGUUCCACCGCGACACCGAUGAUGGUUAUCAACAUGCUUCAAAAUCUUUAUGAACAGUUUGACUCGUUUUGUGGUCAGUUAGACGUUUACAAGGUGGAAACAAUUGGAGAUGCCUAUUGCGUUGCGUGUGGCCUCCAUCGUAACACCUUCAUACAUGCACAAAAAAUAUCCUGGAUGGCUCUAAAAAUGAUACAAGCAUGUUCGCAUCAUUUGACUCAUAAGGGUAAACCAAUAAGGAUGCGUAUUGGCAUUCACACUGGAAUGGUACUAGCAGGGGUAGUUGGCAAGAAGAUGCCAAGGUAUUGUCUCUUUGGGCACAAUGUCACCUUAGCCAAUAAAUUCGAAUCCCUGAGCGAACCACUUCGUGUACAUGUUAGUCCAACGACAUAUGUCCUAUUGAAAUAUCCCGUAUCAGGAUUUGACCUGGAACCACGGCAAAAAGAGUUCCUGCCGAAAGAGUUCCCGGGUAACAUAGAAGGGACGUCUUACUUCCUAAACGGCUACAAGCACAAGCACGUGGACCCUGCUCUCCCGUUGGAUCUGCAUAUACAGAGCGCGAUUAGGGAGCACGGGCUCGGCAGCAGAGUGUAGAUACAUACCUAAAUAAUAAAGACCAUCCCAACGAAUAUGCGUCGUUCGUGAAUGUCGCUGUACCAAUACUACUCUGUCCGUAAUAAUAACACUUUCUCGGUAAACAAUCGUUUCCAAUGAGCUCGCGAAUGCGCGGCAACGUGUAACGACGCUGAUUCUAACCAGCCUAAACGGCCGA
Molecule: messenger RNA, 3144 nt
Organism: Eufriesea mexicana
Lineage: Eukaryota; Metazoa; Arthropoda; Insecta; Hymenoptera; Apidae
Gene: Gycalpha99B
Product: guanylate cyclase 1 soluble subunit alpha 2
Exons: 11
Coding region: 888-2966 (692 amino acids)
Biological process (GO): cGMP biosynthetic process; response to oxygen levels
Cellular component (GO): guanylate cyclase complex, soluble
Molecular function (GO): heme binding; guanylate cyclase activity
Source: RefSeq, a predicted model, not a curated record